CUUGGCGUUGAAGCGUUGUGUUGGAACUUGAAACGAAUUUAAUCAAAUAUCAAAUAAAAUGGCCAAGAUCGCUUUGGUGCUGCUGCUGGUUGCCUUCGUUGCUGUCUGCAACGCUGGACGCAUGCCCCGUGAGGCGCCCGCCACUGCCCAAGACCCACAGUGGGGUGAUUUGCUGGAGCAGGCUGUGAACCAGAUGAAGGCGCUCGCCUCCAAGGAGAACGUCGACAAAGCCGCUAAGGUGUUGGACGACCUCCAGGCCAAGGUGAAGGCAACUGGCGAGGAGCUGGUGGGCAAAGUGAAGGAGCAGGCGGAACAAGCGCGCCAGUAUAUUGAGAAGUUGAACGAGUCUCAUGCCCCUAAGUAAACUGAACAAACAGCAGCUAAAAUAAAAUAAGCACUUGCUAAACAAAAAAACAAAAA
Drosophila busckii is the source of this 420-nucleotide messenger RNA. Its product is annotated as maker734. The transcript has 2 exons. The record is from RefSeq and is a predicted model, not a curated record. The coding region runs from base 59 to 364 and encodes 101 amino acids. NCBI's taxonomy places the organism in Eukaryota, Metazoa, Arthropoda, Insecta, Diptera, Drosophilidae.